Lytechinus pictus (painted urchin) is the source of this 4898-nucleotide messenger RNA. RefSeq lists its product as uncharacterized. The coding region runs from base 277 to 1878 and encodes 533 amino acids. The transcript is spliced from 9 exons. Lineage: Eukaryota; Metazoa; Echinodermata; Echinoidea; Temnopleuroida; Toxopneustidae. The record is from RefSeq and is a predicted model, not a curated record.
GUGACACGCCUGUGAUCGCGAAUGCAUUGCUUUUUAUUUCGCGCCAUUGACACCCGGUUGCCAUUGCCACAUUCAUGACAUUAUUUGUUUCCAAUAUUUGCAUGUAGCUCAUUGUCGGGCUUCAUUUCCUGAACUUUGUGUGACGGUUUGGAUAGUACAAGAAAGAAACAUUUCACUCGUAAAUGAUAAUACCAUAAUGGUCAUCUUUCAAGCUUAAGGAUCACAUUCUCAACGCACGGUCUCAACGGUAAAUGUUCAUUUGAUAUAAACCUCACAAUGGCAGCACCAUCAUGGAAUGGAGAAAUUCUCCCCGAUAGUCGUUCUUAUUCAAACAUGCGUCGCAAGCUCAUACAAGAAAUACAGAACUCUAAACCUGACAACGUCUGUGUCAGGCCUCUCAAGUGCACAACAUCCAUAACUUAUCAAGCCAUGGUAAUCUUCAUUAUUACGAUGGGGUUAUUCGGCAAGGCAACGUCAUUCGAACUUCACACUGAGAGAUUCGUGAAAGUGGUGCGUGGCAGAAAUGCGUCACUGAUCUGCAGCUUCACAGAUCCUGCUGAUGCCGUCUACUGGUACAAGCACAACUCCACCGGAGCUCCUGAUGAUGACGCCGAACUUGUUGCCCGGAAAUUCCUGGGAAGAUCGGAUCCUUUGCCAGGGAUAGAGAGGUUCAGAAUCACGAAAGACUACAGACUUCUGAUAAGUGAGGUCUCCAUUGCGGACGAGACCACCUAUUCGUGUUUCGUUGUUCCUCAGGCGGGGUUACCGAAACGGGGCUACACGGACCUGAGAGUCAUAGUUUUGGCAGAUUCCGAUGGACCAAAAAUUGGCUCUUGCAACACCAUUGUACCGGGAGAAUGUACAUACAAUGUUCCAACGGAUCCUCCUGAAGAAGUCGUGUUCGUUUGUGAACUUUGCAGUGUUCGUCCUUCAGUAAACCUGGCAUGGGUGAGGAGUGACGACAGAGUGAUGGAACAAGCUUUAGGACCACUAAUUGUUGAGAAGGAUGGACUGUACGACGUCGUAUCAAUUCUUAAGGUUCCUAAGUCCGGGUUUGAAUAUCACUAUUUAUGUCAAGCUACAGGGGACGCAGUUCAAAAUGCAUCAUCAACGAAAGUUACGUUCGAAGAGGGAACAGUUUUAGUGUCUGGCUGGUCAGAUACAAGUGUGCUUGGUGUCGUGGUUGGACUAGUGGUCGUCAUUGGGAUCGCAGUGGUGCUAUCUCUCUGGAUGUUCUUACGGGGUAAGCAUGCUCAAGCUCGAGCUAAGGCCACAAAGCGAAAUCGGCUAACUCUAGACAUGGUAAAAACUGAUCCAGAAUCGAGUCUUCCAGAUAAACAAGAUGGAGAACAAGAUAAUCUUAAGAGUCUGCAGGGUGAAAAUGUGGAGAACGAACAUGAAGAAGAAAGGGCUAAAUUUGAACAAGAAGAAAAGCAGUCAUUGGAAUCGAUACUGAAGGAGUAUGAGUUAAAUAAAAAAGAACUUGAGCGAGUCAUCUCAAAACAGAAAAGUCGGAUAGGAGAGUACGAGAAAAACGAGAUCCAAUUGAACAUGUUGAAACGAAAGGUUGAAGAAUUGGAGCAAGAAAGGGAGAGGGACAAAGCAAAAUUCGAAGAACAGCAAUUGGUGGAAUUGAAGUUGACACGAGAGAACCAGACCUUAAAGGAAAUCAGAGAGGCAAGAUUUCAGAUGCAGUCAUUUCCUGAAAAUGAGUUCGAAUAUGUGUGGAAUCGCCCCAUAGCUGAAGACGAGGUAGCUAAGCGACCAAGCAUUCAGGGUGAACCAGCUGUACGACGCAAAGUGAAGGCCGCAGACCAAUCGAAAAGCGUAUCAGGAAAGCGAAUCGGAACAGAGGAUCGAAUACGGAGAAAAAAGUAAUAAAUAUUUUCUUACACUAGAAAAACAACGUAAAGUCAAUUCCACUAUCCGAAAACUUUUGAAAGAAGAUGAUAUUAUUGAAGACGAAAAAGAAAUUUUACAAAACAUUAAACACUUUUACAGGCAGCUGUAUACAAAACAAAACGUUAACAUAACAGAUGAGAAUGCAAAUAAUUUUUUUUUAAUCAUGUGAAGGACUCCUCACUGGACAUGAGUGUAAGAAAGUAUUGACGGAAAUGAAAUGUGGAAAGUCUCCGGGGAAUGAUGGACUCUCCAAUGAAUUUUAUAUUACUUUUUGGGACAUUGUCAAGGAUUCCUUACUUGUGUCUUUGAAUUUUUCUUUUCAAGAAAAUGAAUCGUCAGCAAGUCAAAAGCAAAAUGUCAUAUCUUUAAUUUAAGAGGUAUAUCAGUUGGUACCAGUGAAUUAAAGCUGUCUUUAUACGCAGACGAUUUUUGCUCAUUUUUUCAGAUGUAAAUUCUCUGAGCUCAUUAUUUGAUAUUAUGCAACAGUUUGAGAAGUGUUCAAGUUUAACAAUUAAUUUAAAUAAGACAGAAAUGUUAAAGAUUGGAAAUGUGUCGAAUGCAGUUUUCCGACAUAAUUUCAAUUUUGUAGAUACUAUAAAUGUGUUUGGUACUUUUGUGGGUACUGGAUCAGAUACUGCGCAAGUUAAAAAAGCAGAAGAAAUACUUUUAUCAAUACAAGUUACUUUAAACAUGUGGCAAAUUAGAAGCCUAACUUUAUUCGGUAAAAUUCAAAUAAUUAAAUCAUUUGGAACUGUAUAAGCUGUAAUUUUCGCGGGGGUUUUAUUUUCGCGGAUUUCGCGAAUUGCCGAUCGGCCGCGAAUUUAACAACACGCGAAAAUAUUGACACACUUCUUAGUCAGUGCCAAUGUCCCCAACAGCAAAGCUUUGCUAUUUAAAACAUACUGUGUAGUGAGAAAAUGGAGAUAUGCACCUCUAUAUGUACAAAAAAUAAGGCUUAGAAAGUACAGUUAGUGAUUCAAAAAGUUAGCUAGAAUUUCACUUUUUUUAAUUUCUCAAACAAAAUCAUAGCCUAAAGUAUUUUCUAACAUUAUUUUAUCAAUAUCUAUACACUCACUGUAAUAUUAAAAUGUAUUUUCCAUGAAAUAAUUUGAUAUUAUUGUCAUCUGAUUGACUCUAUACACACGUAUUGGCAGCUAUUUGCAUACUCAUUAAUAUUCAUAAGUCACAUGACCAGAGCUUUUACAAGUGAAGAUUCUGUUCACAAAAUUCCACAUUUUUGCACUUUUACCAACUUUUUGAAAAAUGAAUAGAACAAAACACAAUUCUAAAGAUUGCUUAACCCUAUAAAUUACAGAUCAAACUGUGGCAUGAUGAAUUUUCAGAUCUAAAGGUAAAAAAAUUGAAAUUUAAGCCACCUUUUUCCACAGUUUGUAACUGUUUUUACAGGGACAUAUUUAUGUACAAAACACACAUCAGCAUGGAUACUUUAAGAAGUAGAGAUUUGCACGUGAUUUGCUCUAGUUUUACUUCUUUUAAAUGCUGUGGAAAUGUUUUCUACAUCUUCCGAUCGCGAAUUUAACAACCCGCGAAAAUGUCGGGACCCCCGCGAUUCGCGAAAAUAACAGCUUCUACAGUAUCCAGAUUAAUCUAUUUAUUUUCAUCCACUCUUUUACCUGAUUGGUUUCUUACAAAAUUAGAGAGGGUGUUUUUCAGUUUUAUUUGGAAUGGACCCGACAAAAUUAGAAGAAACGUCAUGAUCCAGGAUCUAUCAAAUGGAGGAAUUAAGAUGGUAGGUGUGUAUUCGGCUGUUAAAGCCCAGCAGUUAUUUUGGAUAGAGAGAAUUAAACAUGCGGAUAAACAAGGAUGGUUUCAAAUUCUUCAGUAUUACCUUAAAAAGAACGGGGGAUUGUUUGUAUUCAACUGUAACUAUGGUCAUAAAAUGUUGAGCUUGGAUAUUCCUCAGUUUUAUAAAACUAUUUUACAAUGUUUGGAUUCUCUUAAUGUGAGAAACAGAGAAGAUAAUACGAAGUUCCAGAUCAUCUGGAACAAUAAACAACUGAAAGCUACUCGAGAUAUGAUCUUCUUUCGAAAAUUGUUUUUAAAAAGAAUUGUAUUUUUUAAUGACAUCCUUACUGAAGGAUGUAUUUUAAGACAAUUGUAUGAAAUGAAAAGGUUAUUUGAUUUAGACGCCAACAAUUACUUUAGAUUACAAGGACUGUAUUCUGCAUAUUUAAAGACAUUUUUUUCUAAAAUAUCAUAUACGGACUCAUUUAAGAAUGCAGCUAUAUCAAAUAUUAUACUUCCUUUUGAAUUGGUACAGCUAAACAAAAUAAAAAGUAAAAUUUUUUAUGAUCUAUUAGUAGCAGAAAGAUAUGACAUGUAUGAGCGUCCAGUAAGUACGUUUAGACUUCAAAAUAGAUAUGAUGUUUCAGAUAAAGAAUUGGUAUUUGCUCGUUCAUCUAUUCUAUUAAACACUGUCGAUGUAAAUUACAGAGAAUUUCAGUUCAAGGUAUUGAACAAUAUUUUAAAAUUGAACUAAAAGUUGUAUAAAAUGAAAGUCAUUACUUCACCUUUAUGUUCUUUCUGUAAUGCAGAAAUUGAAACGAUCGAGCAUUUAUUUUGGAAUUGUCCAUUUACACAGUUAUUUGGGAAUCAGCUAGGAAAAGAACUCACUAUGUUUGAUUUUUCAGUAUUAACGGAAAAAAGUGUAAUACUCGGUAUUUCAUCAAGAAAAUGUCUUCUUUUUAAUCAUGUUUUAGUUAUUGCAAAGAAAUCAUUUUAUCUUAGUAGAUGUAAAUCAUGUAAACCAACAGUUUCUGAUUGUGUUGAUUUGUUAACUAGAUCAUAUAAAAUAGAAAAAAUUAUAGCUAUUCGAAAUAACAAAAGGAGUGGCCACGAACGCAGGUGGCGAGACGUGAUACAGUGGUUAUCCACUUAUGUUAUGUAAUUUUUUAUAAUGUAUCAUUUGUAUUUUUUCAACUGUAUUGAAUGAAUGUAACUUGAAGUGACCAAUAAAACAUUUAAAUACAAAAUAA